Priapulus caudatus is the source of this 1499-nucleotide messenger RNA. RefSeq names its product carboxypeptidase B-like. Gene Ontology annotation, molecular function: metallocarboxypeptidase activity; zinc ion binding. NCBI's taxonomy places the organism in Eukaryota, Metazoa, Priapulida, Priapulimorpha, Priapulimorphida, Priapulidae. The record is from RefSeq and is a predicted model, not a curated record. The transcript has 5 exons. Gene Ontology annotation, biological process: proteolysis.
AUUUUAGAUAUAAUCUUAAGAUGAUAACAUCAUUGUAGGUAUUUUUGCUGAUAUACCAGGAGAUAUAAAGACAUUUGGGAAUUUCUAUUGUUGCGUGCGAUGUUUUCACUUAAUUUUACGGUGUCUUAGUAGAUUAGUAUUGAAAUGCGCAUGUAGGCUAAUUUCAAUGUAACACGUGCACAAAAACAAGUUUUACUCUUAUUAUUAUUAUCAUUAUAAUUAUUUAUUAUUGUUACUAUUAUUAUAUCACACGAUGGUUUUAUGUACGUAGAUUGAUACCCCUGGAUCUUCAGAGAAGCAGGCAGUAUGGAUCGACUGUGGCACACACGCUAGGGAGUGGGUGUCGCACUCUACCUGUAUCUGGAUGAUGACACAGCUGAUCGAAGGCUACGGUGUGAAGUCAGUGGAGACAGAUCUCGUGGACAACCUCGUCUGGUACUUCGUUCCCGUUAUGAAUCCAGAUGGAUACGUUUACACGCACGAAAAGCCUGCAGGACAAGGUUCGAGCGGCAUGCCCUGUAGUGACACGUAUCGUGGCAGCGCGCCGUUCUCUGAAGGUGGAGAUGAAAUCGACCAGCGAGUACUUAUGACGCGCCACUCAUGAAUGCGCAAAGAAUCGGCCUUGUCUAUCACCUUCCACGCGUACAGUCAGCUGUGGAUGCUGCCGUGGAGUUACACGUCGACCCGACCCGAUGACUAUUAUGAUCUGAUGCGAGUCGGAAACGUAGCAGUAUCUGCCCUGACCGCCGUGCACGGCACAAGAUACGAACUUGGCACGAUUCCAGAGAUUAUAUACAUCGCCUCUGGCAGCGAGACAGACUGGGUGAAGGCGGUUCUCGGUGUGAAGUACUCGUACGCCGUCGAACUGAGAGACAAAGGUCGCUACGGCUUCCUGCUGCCUGAAAAUCAGAUCAAGCCGACGGGAGAGGAGACGUGGGCGGCCGUGAGGGCGAUGGCUGUUGAUAUGUUCCUGUAGGGAGGCGCUGACGGGGCGAGCGCGAGGAACGACGCGAGUAGAGAUGCACCCCACGCUUCUACUCUACAUUCUACGACGUACCUUGAGAGCUUUAAUGAACGAUGCCAGCAAUAAAAAUAAAUAAGGAUAAAUGCAAUUUGUGUAAUAUAUAGCGUAACAUGCAUGAAUAAAUACAGUCAAACCUGUGCUGUUAGAGGGUAUACCUUCUUACAAUGGACACUUUUGAGGGGUAUCCUUUGAGUGGCCCCUAUAUACAGGUUUGGUUGCAUAUAUAUAUAAAUAUAAACUAAAGAAUUAAAUAAAAAAAUUAUAUAUAUAUAUAUAUUUAAAGCACAACAAAUAUUCACCGCGUCUCUUAAAUGAGAGUGAGAUAUUUCUAUUGUGCUUACAGUGAUUUAUAGAUCUGCGGGUUUAUGCGAAUAAUUAGAUGGUAAAAAAAUCAACGUGUAGGCCUAACAGAUAACAGCGACCUUUGAAAUGUAAUAUUCUUGAUUAAUAAUAAUAUUGCGAAAGAAAAGAACAA